This is a messenger RNA of Galleria mellonella (greater wax moth), 2994 nucleotides long. RefSeq lists its product as uncharacterized. Lineage: Eukaryota; Metazoa; Arthropoda; Insecta; Lepidoptera; Pyralidae. Bases 1144 to 2718 code for a protein of 524 amino acids. The record is from RefSeq and is a predicted model, not a curated record. The transcript has 3 exons.
CUAUCGGCAUACUCUGGCGAGACAGCAAUGACUGAUGAUGAUAGAUAUGUAAAGAUGUCUGUCCAUCUAAUGAGCCCACAUCAACUUACUGCUGGGCAUAGGACUCCUACUCAUGCUACUUGUAACGGUCCAUUUUUGUCUUAAAUAUUGUAGUUUGACAAAUUCAUUAGAAAUUAACCAUGUUGAUUUCCAGGCGUUUUUUUUUUUGAAAUGGAUGAUAAUGAAAUGGUAACCCCACCCGCGCUAUCGGUAUACACCGGCGGGGCACCAGUGAAGAAUGGUAGGUGAGAAUGAAGUAGGUCAGUUAGUCCAUCGUGACGAACUCAACAAGAAUUGUUCACGAUGGUUUCCAGGGGGAACCACGUGGAGGUCGAUCUAAUAAGGUAUAUUGCUAGCAAUGGGGCUGUCAAACUCCAUUGCUAACAAUCCUUUUCUGAUUUCCAGGGGUGACCGCGUGUAUGUCGACCGGAAAAUCUACUCCUUAAUCUAAUAUCGAUAUCAAUCUAAUCUAUUGCUAAUAACAAUUUUACACUGCACUCAUGAAACAAUAAUUAGGAAUUAGGUUAGAAUUGGGUCGGUCUGUAGUAGUUUACAUUAGCAAGUUACACUAAUAUGCAUCUACAAGUAGAACCAUUAUGUCGUUAGUAUUGCAAUUCAGAAUUUAGUUCAAAAGUAACCAACCUGAUAAGGUAUAUUGUGGGGGCUAUUAGUUCCCAUCACAAACAAUUCUUUCUCAUAUUGUUAUCAUAUUUAUACAAAUAUGAAUUUUAAAAUUCAAAGGAAUUCUAUCUUGGGAUCUGCUGCUCACUUCCGUAAUCAUUUGUAUCGAAACUCACUCGACUUUUGCUGAAUUGGAACAAACAUAAAUGACAAGGUCUUUAUCACAUUAACUCUAAUUCAGCAAUAUUUAAUAACAAAGGUAAUAGUAAGUCGUCAAUACGUGAGACGAAUCAGUUGUUGAAUCAACAUAAUUAUACCGGAAAGUGUACGUGACAAUUUUUCAAACGAAACACGAUUUUAUAUCGCUUAAUAUCCACACUAAUUCUAUAUUACUUUUAUGAAAUUAAUACUUGACGUGUGCUUUAUGCUAAUUUUGUAUUUGUGAUUAAAGGACGUGCUAUUAAAGUGAUUCUAUGGCCAAGUAUGACUGACGCUUAUCGGGAACAACGUCCUUUGUUAGGCGAAACCUUUGUCGAUGAAGAUCACUACAGUCCACAAUAUCCACGACGAUUUCGACCCGUGGUGCUGAAGAAUCGAACUAAGAGUAAAUUGAGAGGGGCAGUUUCAAUCUUCAAACGGUGGCCAAGUUAUUGGUCUACUGCUUUUGUAUAUUGGUGGAUCGGAUUAGGGAUGAUUGUGAUCACUACUUUCAUUAUAUAUAACGGAUUUGUGGCCUUUGCGUUACUACCACCGGAACAUAUUUCCAGUCUAAUGCCUAAGCCCAUAACAAACAACAAUGUAAUAAAGACAACAUCUAAUAAAGAUUCAAUAUUACUUGAUGUAUUUAUGCACGUAUUAAUUGAUUCACAUGAUAAUAUGGACUUUAAAACAUAUCUACCAUAUAUUGAGAUAAUAUCUAAUAAAUAUUAUAAAUAUAAUUAUCAUCUUGUCAUAAUUUUCAAUGAUACUAACAAUAGUGUCCUUAGUGCUGAAGAAAAUAAUGAUAUGGCACUAAACUUACUUUGGGAUGAGACUCUUAUUAAACCUAACUUAUAUAGAAAUAAUAUUUUAAUUGAAUAUACAACUUUAUCAAAAUAUAUGAACAAUUCGCCUCUAAGAAAGUAUUGGAGAAAUAUACCAUCACAAUUUAUUGAGUUUUUAAUUAGAGCUCUAUCGAUUUGGGAGAAGGGAGGUAUAGCUUUCAAUCCAACAGUGUUGACGCCUCAAACUCCGCAUUCUAUUUACAUUGAAAAAAUAUAUAAUAUACUUAUGAAAUAUGAGAGUAAACUCUUAAAUAAUAAUACAACUCCAUUAAAGAAAUAUAAUGAAGGAAAUAAAUACCAAGAAAAAAUAAAAAGUAAAGUCAACAAUAUUCAAGAUAUUAUCCAUAUAUUAGAACUUGAUAAUAAUUCAGAGACUAAUAAUAAAAAUAAUAUUGAUGAAAGUAGUAAAUACUCUAAUAUGGUACAAAUAGAUACAAAGAAUAAUACUAAUGUACUGAAUAACAAUGACUUCAAAAAUGUAUCUGAUAAAUAUGAAACUUUGACAAUGGCUGAAUCUAAAACUGACUUAACAAAUAUUAAAACAUAUCAUAAACAAAACAGCACUGAUAUUACCUCAAGUCUUUUGCCACUAUUUCUUAAAUUCUUAUUCAAUGACCUACCAAUUAAUAAUACCAAAGAAAAUUAUUCAGAUACAUCUAAGAAAGUAAUAACGAGAAAUCGCAAAAGUGUGUUAAUGUAUGAUGAUAAAAAACAAAAUGUUAUUGAUAAUUAUAUACCAAUGAUUAUACCCACCAGAAAUAAAAAUAACAAUGUAGUCAAUAUAACAGAUGUCAAUGAAAUUCCUAAAAAUAACGCAGAAGAAUUAACAAUUGAUUUAAAAGGAAAUAUAAUUGCAACAAAAAUACCUUGUCAUGCUUUCUUAGGAACUAUAUUUAAUAACAUCAGUCACCAAAACAAGGACAAAACGAUUACGGAUUUUUUAAUACAAGAAUUGAUUUUGUUUUGUAAAGGACUUUUAUCAAAAUGUAACGGUAUUGAUAUUAUUUUACUAUAAUUUAGCUGGUUUCUUAUAUUUAUUGUUAUUUAAUUUGAUGAUAGAACAUUAAUGAUAUAUAUUUUGUUGAUUUUUAUUGUAAAUAUCGAAUUAUAGGUUAUGAAAUUAACAACAAGUUUUAAUUGUAAUAAUUUAUUCACAAUAUCUACCUUAAAUCUUAAAAUUAUAAAAGUCGUGCUCAAAAUAUUGUGAGUAUUUUUGUACAAUAUUUUGUUCACAAGUUAUAUGGCGAAUUUUUGUUGUCAUACCUUUAAGUAAUAUUGUAGUGAAGACUAG